AAAAUUACAUUCUAGGAAACUACCCUUGGUCAUGGCUAGACUGAGCCCUCCCAACACCCUAGCAUCAAACUUGAUAUGAAGACAAGCUGCUCCAAGUCUCCGGUAGCUCUCUUCGGAAGACGGUCAGGAGUGUUCUGCCCUUGCCGUAAGAACAGCCCUUUCUGACUUAAGGUGCUGUUGGUGCUGUGACGCAGGAAGAACUGCAUGCAGGCUCCAGGAGUUCCUUAUUUUCACUUCUUGAGUAGUUAGUUCUCUGUGGAUGGAGAAAGAUUUGAGUCUUAAUUGCCCUGUUUUCAAGGUGUUCUGUGUCGUCUGAACUGGGCCACUUCCUAAUGAGCNACACAGCCAGUCCUUGUCCGGAGCUGGUUGAACCCUGUGCAGUGCAUGCAGAAGGAAUGGCCCAGGAAGAGAGCCAUCGAAGUCAGGNGCCACCCACCUUUUACCAUGGUGCCAGCCAGGAGCUCGACCUGUCCACCAAAGUGUAUAAAAGGGAGUCUGGAAGCCCUUACUCUGUGCUAGCAGACACCAAGAUGAGCAANCCACAUCUCCACNAGGCGGAGGAGCAGCCAUAUUUCAGGGAGCCAANGGCAGUGUCUGAUGUGCAUACUGUCAAGGAAGACCGGGAGAAUUCUGAUGACACGGAAGAGGAGGAGGAAGUCUCUUACAAAAGGGAGCAGAUCAUAGUGGAGGUAAACCUUAAUAACCAAACAUUAAAUGUCUCUAAAGGGGAAAAGGGUGUCUCUUCCCAGUCCAAAGAGACGCCUGUCCUUAAGACAAGCAGCGAGGAGGACGAGGAAGAGACUGAGGAGGAGGCCACAGAUAACAGCAGUGACUACGGAGAGAACGGACGACAGAAGAAAAAGGAGAAGCAAGUGGAGAGAGUCAGGGUUACACAGAGGGAACCCAGAGAGCGAACCCAGAGAGCGGCCUCUGCUGCCGCAGCUACCACUUCCCCUGCACCCCGCACAACUCGAGGCCAUAGGAAGAGUGCAGAGCUACCCAAGAGGAAGAAGCGGGCCACCAAGGAGGCUAAAGCGCCAGUGCAGAAAGCUAAGUGUGAAGAGAAAGAGACUCUGACCUGUGAGAAGUGCCCCAGGGUGUUUAAUACUCGCUGGUAUCGCUGGUACCUGGAGAAGCACAUGAACGUUACUCACAGGCGCAUGCAGAUCUGUGAUAAAUGUGGCAAGAAGUUUGUCCUGGAAAGUGAGCUGUCCCUUCACCAGCAAACAGACUGUGAAAAAAACAUUCAGUGUGUUUCCUGUAACAAAUCCUUCAAGAAACUCUGGUCCCUUCAUGAACAUAUCAAGAUUGUCCAUGGAUAUGCAGAAAAAAAAUUUGCCUGUGAAAUUUGCGAGAAGAAGUUCUAUACCAUGGCUCAUGUACGAAAACACAUGGUUGCACACACAAAAGACAUGCCAUUUACAUGUGAGACCUGUGGAAAGUCUUUCAAGCGCAGUAUGUCACUCAAGGUGCACUCCUUGCAGCAUUCUGGAGAGAAACCCUUCAGAUGUGAGAACUGCGAUGAGAGGUUCCAGUACAAGUACCAGCUCCGUUCCCACAUGAGCAUCCACAUUGGGCACAAACAGUUCAUGUGCCAGUGGUGUGGCAAGGACUUCAACAUGAAGCAGUACUUCGACGAGCACAUGAAGACGCACACUGGAGAGAAACCCUUCAUCUGUGAGAUCUGCGGCAAGAGCUUCACCAGCCGACCCAACAUGAAGAGGCACCGCAGGACUCACACAGGCGAGAAGCCCUACCCCUGCGAUGUGUGCGGCCAGCGGUUCCGCUUUUCCAACAUGCUGAAGGCCCACAAGGAGAAGUGCUUCCGAGUGACCAGCCCAGUGAAUGUGCCGCCGGCUGUCCAGAUCCCACUGGCCUCAGCUCCAGCUGCUCCCGCUCCAGCCGUGGCCAACACUCCCGCCAGCCCAGCCCCUGCAGUCAGUAUGAACCCUGUGGGUGGCGUGCUUCCCUCGAGACCCGUCCCGCACCCUUUCUCACACCUGCACAUACACACGCAUCCACACCACGCGCACCACCUCCCCAUCCCUCCUGUGCCUCACCUGCCCCCGCCCCCAGCCCUCUUCAAGAGUGAGCCCCUAAACCACAGAAGCCAGAGCGAGGACACCUUUCUGAGACACCUGGCAGAGAAGAACAGUGCGGCCCCGGCCCAGCACCAUUAGCCCCAGCCAGUGCCGUCCCCACGGUGAGCUGGCAGAAGGGAUGCAGCCGUACUUCUCUGGGGUCUGCCUAACUCCAUACCUCCUUCAGGGCCGUCGCCAUUGUCCUGGUGAGCCCUCAGACUGACCUGACGGAGUGAAGGAGAAGACUGCCCUUGAAACCAGGGGAACCACGGAACUAAAGCCCAAUUUGCUUGCAUUUUCUGAUGACUUUUAUAAAUUUCAGAUACUGUGACUGUGGGAUUUUAUAAUUUCAUAUCAGCGGAUGAGGUAUGCUUGCUUUUAUAUCUCGGUCUUCUCCUCAAAGAGGGGUGGGCCUGUUUCCUUUAUACUAAUCGGGAAGGCUGUGAGGUUAAUCCAGAGCAUUAACUGUAUCACUGUGUAUUGUAAUGAAUUCGUUUCAGCUUUUGGUGCUGGCUGCAGAGUCGAGCUGGCUGCGUUUCACACAAUAUCAAGCAUUAUAGAGAAGAUGGGAAUUUUCUUCUUUGUGUAGCUCUUUUAACACACUCUUUAUUUUACUACAGAAAUUAUUUUAGAGUUUUUGUAUAGACUUUAGUAGUCUGUUUCUAAAAUGAGAUGUAUUUCAAUAAGCUGUGUAAUUUUUUCAGUGUAGCUAAACCCAUGUUGUAAAAUAGAUAAAUUUUUAUAAUCAUCAAAAUGUGAUUCUCAAAGAUGCAUAUAAUAACUUCUAUCUCAACUAUUCUUACAUCCGUACAACUCAAAGGUGCUUCUGUGACUGGAUGUAUCUGAGCGGGUCAUCAGACCAGGUACAAAAGCAAGGUUCAGUACAAAGCUGGUCGUCAGUGAAUUGGACGUCUCUGCUGGGCGUUCAGUCCGUUGGGCUCACUGACACAGCCAGUGUUGGUGUCCCUUUGAGUACUCUAUGGAUUCAGUGGGGUGGUGUGAGGGAAUGGGGUCAUUCAGAGUUAGCAGGGCUUGCAAAUGUGAAUGACAUUUGUGAAUGCCCUCGGGAGGAAGGGGCAGAGGUCGUUUCCUUGGAUCACGUCUGUUUCUCACUUUCCUUAGAAGCUGUGUCGUGCGCAGCUGUUAGGGGAAGAUGGGUUGGGAUCUCUUACUUUGAGGCUCCUGUGUUUUCCAAGAGUUGUUAGAAGAAGCUAACACGGUGAACUGAAAUCACAAACAUAAUUGCUGGUAGUGACCAAGAAAUGUGGAUGAGAAGACAAGUUGGCUUUUGAGUUUUAAAAUGCCUGCAAUCUCUAAAACGUGGGUGUCCACAACUGACUGGUAUCUGCCAUUAAAACUGUAGUGACAGGAAACCCCCAAUACUGCUGCCUGCCCUCUCCAGAGGAGGGAGACCGCAGCAUCUUAGGUGAGGAAGGAGCAGUGCCCUUGCCUUUCGAGCGGCAGCUUACUCGGUCAACAUUUGGGGAACUUAAACAGAGCGUGGUCACCCUGGAGUGGAUAUACGGAAGGCCAGAGAGAAGGGCUAACAUGGUGGUUUCAGUCAGCUGACAGGUGUGCACGGCACAGCUCCUACGAAUUCUGUGCUCUUCUUCUCAGAGGCUGAGUUCCAAGAAUGGCCUCUGCCUCCCACCUCUCUCCUCCUCGUCUCUCUAUCCUCAGGCUCUUAAAUCAGACCCUUAGCUGUUAUUUAUUUAUCUUUGAUAUUAAAUGUGCAGUUAUGCGUUGUGCACUUUUUCCUGGCUACUUAACUCUGCAGUGGGGACACACGGACUCUGGACUGAGGUUAGCUUCCUGCUUUUAAGUAUCAUACUCCAUUAGUUUUUUUGGUUUACUAUUUCUAGAUUUUUCUCCAGUUUUGCCCUUGUCGUCUGUAAACAUAGGAAACAUCGUGUGUGGAGUCAGGAAAGUCUCUCAGGACACACUUUCCCUCCAGCUUCUAGCUAUGAACUUUAAUGAAUGGUAUUUGUAAUAUUUGCAUACAUUCUUGCAGCCCUCACAUACCCGAGGCAAACAGGAAACAGAUUCCUCUUCUGAAUGUUGUGACGUAGAAGUCACCCCUACCCCAUUACCUCCACGGUCUCCUCUGCAGCUUAUGGGAAGUCUGCAAAUCCACCUCUCAUGUAGACAUAUCCACAGCUCACGGCUAAACCUAUAAUAUUCAAGUAUUUUUAUCAAAAAAGGUAUAAUUUGUAGCUAAGUUAAUAAUUGGUUAUACUUUAUUUUAUACUAAAUGCUUUUACAAUAUGAGGCAGACAUUCUGAAUUCCAGACUUGAGGCUGUUGAAUUACAACCAUUCGAUGGUUAUACUAUGAAUAUUCAUUGAAAAAUUCAGGUUGUCAGUUCUGACUUUAUUCAAAUGACUAUAGCCAUAAGAAACUGUCCUCUACAUAGGAAACCCAAUAGCAAGUUAGUAAGCAUCACUAUCCUUAACAGAAGCAGAAAAAGGAAUUUAAAACAGUGGCUUAGCCCUACCACACUCUUAUCAUUCUUACUCAGAUGUGGAACAGUGUAGAAAUGGCAAUAUAUUUUUUUUUUCUAGAGAAGUUUAUCUUCCCUGACUCGAGAAGCCUGCUCUAAAAAAUGGCUCUCAAAAGUGUACGACUAAUGGGCAUAUGUAUAAUGAGACCUAUACAGAAAUGCUUCGGAGUCAGAAACCACAGGGUCACGCCUUAAACAUGCAGGUACCUCAGCUGUCACGUGCUGAAGACUCAGACUCAGGGUUGACAAUGUACUUGGGGUCUGCUGGCUACGAAGGGAAGAGCUGCAGUGUGUGCAGUGCUGGCCCACAUGUGCUGCAGUGCCCCAGGAAUUCUACAGAACCUGUUACAUUCUUGUUACCUGUCCAUGGAAAAAGACCCGUGGAAGAGUUCGAGUUUUAGGCUUGUAUCUUUACUGUUGUCUCGUAACACAUCACAUUUCAGAAUAACAGAUUCUAAAUCAAGGCUUUCUCAUUACACCAUUUUAUACUAUCUUCAAAGGCUUUGUUGUUGCAAGGAUACGUGGUUACUUAUAAGUAGACCAGGCUAGCCUUGAAUUCACAGCCUGAGUGCUGGGUCUACAGGAGAGAACCACAACCCCUUCCCCCAAGAGUUUUGUUGUUGUUGGGGUUCUUGUUUUGCUUUUUUUGAGAAAGGGUCUCUCACUAAAUACCUAAGCUAAGCUGAACUCCCCAGUGGAUAUGGUCAUGGUUACCUCAAACCCAUGACUCCCUCCCCUCAGCUUCCCAAGUGUUGGGCUCAUGGUACCUGCUCCACCCUGCCUGGCUUCCACAGCAAUGUUUCCGUGUUGGCAUUACGUUUUUGGGUUGAGUCAUGCGUCCCUUGCUUUCUUCUCGUGGAUUUAUCAUUUGGAUACAAACUUUUUCAGCCUAAUUCAUUAGCCUAAUUCAUUAGGCUGCUGCUCUCAAACUGAGUCAGGCUCAGACUGGGUUAGCUUUUAAACCUGAAGGAAAAGAAGAUUUAAAGGCAUGUGGCUUCAUUUUAUUUUAUUUUUUUUAAUAUUAUUUUGACUUGAUUCUUAUUUUUAGCAAAUGGGGAGGUCUCCACAUAAAACUUUAAUAAAGUUCAAAGAAACCUUUGUAAAUCAUUGCCAGGCACUGUCUUAGUAACCCUCAAGCCUCAGGCCUCAGCACGGGCCUUCCCAGGGUUGUCCAGUCUGAGAACCUCAUCUGUUGACAGUAUCCUUCUGAGCUAGCCCCCACCCCAUACACCCCACCCCACCCCCUCACCCUCACCCGGUCUAACCAGAGGCAAAAUCUUUGAAGUUUGGAAUUUUUAACUUCUUGAAAAUCUUUUUCAGUUUUAUGAUUGUUGAGUGGAUGUGGAUGUGUGUUUAGUUUCAUUUUUAUUUCCCUAGAAGAUUUAAAUUUUGAGACUAUGAAGCAGAGAAAGAACUCUACUGCAGAGGUGUGCGGGUGUGUGUGUGUGUGUGUGUGUAUGUGUGUGUGUACACACGUGUGCACAUACUCAUGAAUGCACACAUACAUCUAUAUGGAUCUAGUCCCUCUUGGAGGUUUGGUUAGGAAAACACACUAGAGUAGGUGAGCUUUUUGUAUUUAAAGAGAGAAAAACUAAAACUUCCAUUAAAAGAACCCCUCGUUUAAGUUAAAGGUGCCCCCUCUGUUUAAGCUACUGUAUGAAAAAUACCACUUUUGAUAAUUUGAUGGUCCACGUGCUAGAGAUUUUGAUGCUGUUCUGCAUAUGUAGCAUGCCAUGAGAAGAGAGAGUAUGUUAGAUUUAACCAUUUUAUCAACUAAAAAAAAAAAAAAAAAAAAAAUCAGCUGGGAAUCUUAAACUUCUAACCCUGAGCAAAGAGUCACCAGGUUUAAGGUUUUUCUCUACUUAAAACCAAGGUAGAAAAUUCCCAGGAGUUCUCGCGCUCUCCAUUUUUGUUUUUUUUUUCUUUUUCAGGAAUAAAGGGUCAUAAGCCAUUAGAAACAGUGGCAUUGUUAUGCAAUAACAGCUCACUAGCUAACCUGAUUCUGUGUCUGUGCCAUUCUUGGGAAGCAAUGCUGACCUUCCAACCGGGAACUACCUCGAUAAAGCAGCCCAGAGGCCCUCACUGCACUCUCUGUGGAAGCCAUAAAAGUUGCCAGUCGCCCGUUCACCUUCACAGUUGAAUGCUUUCAUACCCGCUAGGCCUGUUUAUAGACUUAUAAUCAGACCUUUCCCUCUUAAGGGACAGCUUUUCCAAGACUCCAAGGAAAGUCAGAUUCCUCCAAGAAUUUUCCUCAAGUUGCUUCAAAGAGCAACUUUGCAGCUCUCCAGCUUCAGUGAAUUUGUUUAAAGAACCAGAUGCCAUAUCACUCAAAAACAUUACGUUUAAUCCAAAACUACUGUGCAGAGCAGACCCACAUAUUCUGAAAACAAACUCCUUUUUGUUCCCUUAGUAGAGGCCGUGGGUCUCUCUCCACCCUGUUAACUCAGGGCUUCUGGUUGAUGUGUGUCGGGACAGCGUUCCUGGGGUUGUUUCUAUUACUGUAGCACAGAGACCUGAGUACCUGUCCGUCUGAUUUCCUACUGUCGUAUGCAGCUUUACUCUCAAUCACUCUGCUCUCGAGUGCCUUCAAAAAGCCGUGUCCUGGAACCUCUGUCCCGGUCUGAAUCCUACCUCUGAUUGAGUCGUUCUCCCUGAGUAUCGGAAUUCAUCCUCUUCCCAAGGGCUUAACUACAAACUCGCUAACACCUGGCUAGGAAUUGUGAACACAUUUGUGUGUUGUUGCCCUGUCACUCACGGCUGGGUCGCCUUUGUAGCUUCUUUGUAUCUUACUCCCCCACCCACACCACCUCUGGACUAGAGCCAUUUGUCCUUCACCUUCUAGUCUUUCACCACAGACCGACGGUUCCUUUAAAAAUCAAAGGUCACCCAGUGCAUCUCUGGGCCAUCUUUUUCUCAUCUGAUGAAGUCUUCCUGAGUACCUACCCUUCAAACUAAAGGACUGCGAGCUGCUGCUGGGGUGCACAUAGCAUGGCAUAAACACUUGCCAGGUUCUUCCCGUGGCUAGCUUAGUCAUAGGAGGAGAAAAGUGCUCUCUGGGGUUAACAAAUUCCUUUCUUGAUUUUUGAUCAGCCCCUCUCAUCAGCCACCUGUCCCCCUCGUAAGCCCCAUUACGUCAUUUACAAAGUGUGAUUGAUGUCUAAUGUAUGAAAGUCGGAGGCAAAAGGAAGCUGAUGCGUGCUCUAUGUGUAGUAUGUGCACUUCACUGUAAAGAUUACGUUAGCAACCGGCUGGUCUCUCAUGUCCCAAAUUAAAGUUUGUGCUGUGUAUUGGGUUGAUAGAUGAGCUCUUUCAGUGAGGAAACAGGAUUUUUUUUUUUUUUAGGCAAAUGAACACUAAUUAGAGUAUCUUGACCUGAGUCCAAAGCUUUGCUUUCUGACUUACAGUCUCUUGCGCCUUUCCUUCCAGUUAUUAUUAGUACCCAGGUGCCCAAGACCGAUGGUCGCGCAAGGUGGGAGUCUUGAAAGGCGGCUGUUGAUAAAUUUUUCUUCCUUUUUUUUGUCUGUGAACAGACAGGAUGUCAAUGGGUGGGACAAUACCAAAUUGUGAGAAUUGGGUUGAAAAUAUAGAAGUCAAGACAUUGGAAUGCCCCACUGGCUGUUUGGAUUGAGAGCGGUGUGCACAGUGGAAGAGGUAGGGUCUGUGGUGCAGAAAUCAUUCCCGAGUUUCUAAAGGACCCUCCAUGUUUGCCGCUGCAGUCGGUCUUGAGACCUGGAUGCUUUUAAAUUGGUUCCUUUUCUCUCCAGUGUCCCAGGUGUUUGGAUAGCGAAGAACCAUAGUUACCUGUCACUGGGAAGACCCAUACCCUUCAAGACGGAUGGCUGCUUUAUUUUGUCUGGAUUAGGAUACUUUUGGUCAAGUAUCAAAGAGAGUUGUUGCCCCUCAGAGGUUUCCCCAUCACUAACCCCAGCUUACCUUCAUCCUAUUUGAGCUUCUCUGGUGAGAUUGGGGAUAAUGACAGAUUACUUGAAAAUGAUUUUAUAGGUGAUGGAGAUGCUCAAAAAGGGAUGGAAGCUGGGUUUUUGUUUAAUGUCAAAAGGAAAUCGGAUGGUUUCAGUCGAGUCAAGAGCCUGCCUGUAUGGGUCUGAGAAGAGAGUAGUGGCUUGUUUCUGUGUCUCUGGCUCCCGUGAACGAGCACAGCCUCUCCAUCUGCCUUACCAUGUAGGGAGCCAGGGAGCCAGAAACAGGGUCUCCAUCACACCCUGCGUAGGCUCUGCGACUCUGGCUGCAUUGGAAAAUACACAUGAUCACUCACUUGAGUUAAGUUGGAAAGAAAUAAAUGGUGUAGUGUAAUGUCUGUGUUUACUUCUCAAAUUGUAUCGCUAGAUAUGUGGCCUCAGAAAACCAGGUGAAUUAUCUUCCAGACUAGGAGGGGUUGGAAGUGGGGGUGACGGUUGUUUUGGGUUUUUGUUUCCUCUGCAGUACUUGUUUUGGCCAUACGGGGCGAUAAAGUACUUUCUUCUUAGCUUUUAAGUCUCUUCUGGGCUACCUCUUGGCUCACUGGUUGGAUUUGACUAAAGCAUUUUCACGAUCACUAAGUUGAGCAGUUACUCAGGCCCGGUCAUGUGAGCAGAGAUGGAGUCCUGUGUCUGAGGUCCUUGUGGCUCAUCAGGCAGCAUAACCAGCAAGCCUUUGUUAAUAUUGGUUCCGUGAAACUGAAAGCUAGCCCUUAUCAUAAAGGCUCCAUUGUUUACUAAGCGCAGAGCUAAAGGUGACCCUCCUCCCUGUUUCCACAUUGCAGCACCAGUCUGCCCUGUCACAUCUGUGACAGCAGUGGGGACCUCUCAUAUGUGUAAGCACACGCUCUCUCACUUUGUCUGCUCCAGGUGGGUAGGAAGGUCUCCCAGAGCAGGCCUGGCCCUCUCUCUGCACCGGUUCCUUGUCUUUGGGCUCCUGGCCCUCUUCAGCUCUUGGGGAAUUUGGAUUGCGCCCAUUGCAGUGUCUCCAGAGGAACAGUUGGCUAUCCACUCAGGAAAGCACCGGCCUGAGGCUGUUUACCUUGCAGGGUCAGGAAGCAUUUUCCCGUGGAAGGGCUUCCGGCUGAUUUCCUCAUGGUCCUUUCCCCCAGCAAGAGCCUAUGCAGUGCCAGUCGGGGGAUCCUUGUAAUUCCAGCCCAGGCAGAAGUGGAAGGGAAGCCGUGACUAGGGUAGGUAGCAGGUGGCCAGGUGUCCCCACAGUCCUGAGGUCACUUGCACUUUCUCAUUUCUUAAAGGAAGUCCAGUGUUCUUGCCAGGAAUCCUUAGCCUUAGGUUUACAAAGCUUGCUGUUGAAUGUUCGUCCAGAGGAGUGUAAGAAGGCAGGAACUGCUUGGUUCCAGUCCUGCCUACAAGGUCAAGAAGAUUUAAGACUACGUCUAAUCUAGAAUGGGACAGUGUCUCUUCCUUACCUCUGUAGAGGGCAUUGAAGGUCAAGUUGGGACGGUGAGGGGAGGCACCUGUCAUGCUGUAACGAAGGUUAUUGGGCCUUCAGUUGGGGGUGGGGGUGAGUGGUGGGUAGGACAGAGUCUUAUUAGGGUGGGAAGGAGGGAGAGAAGGGCUUGGCCCAGGGAGCUAGCUGCAUGAUGGGUGGAGCCAGGUGGGCUCUGAACUGGUCCAGAUGCCUGGCUUCCCUUAGUCAUCUUUGCCCUAGCAUCCUGUCAGACUCCCGGCGUGAUGAUUUCCUUCCCUGUGUUAACUCUACCAAUAUUAUUUUUUUAGCAAUGGAAAUGCACUUUUUUUUAUUUCAACUCAAUCAUGAUUUUAAGUAUAAAAAUUUAUAGAUUGUUAAAACUACUUUUUUGUGUAUUUUUAACCACUCAAUGUAGCAUUGUAUAUUUUAUUCUUAUUGAGACUCUGGUACAAGGUGUGCCAUUUAAUGAUUUUUUUUUCCCCAACAUGCUGGGCCUUUGGAUGUGUACGGUAACCAACUUCAUGCUAAUGUUCAAAGUAAAAAAGAAAAGUAGCCAUA
Mus caroli (Ryukyu mouse) is the source of this 10544-nucleotide messenger RNA. RefSeq names its product zinc finger protein 652 (gene Znf652). Gene Ontology annotation, molecular function: RNA polymerase II cis-regulatory region sequence-specific DNA binding; DNA-binding transcription activator activity, RNA polymerase II-specific. Gene Ontology annotation, cellular component: nucleus. Gene Ontology annotation, biological process: regulation of transcription by RNA polymerase II. The record is from RefSeq and is a predicted model, not a curated record. NCBI's taxonomy places the organism in Eukaryota, Metazoa, Chordata, Mammalia, Rodentia, Muridae.